AGCGAGUGAGAGCUAUCGAUGUCUUGUGUCGAGUGGGGGAGUUGAAUGUUGAGGGUAGAUUCUUCGCCGGUUAUUUUUGCGGAUUUCGUUCGGAGUCAACGGUGCAAUCCGACCGCCAUGAUCAGGUAGCAAAACGAACGCGUGGCUGUUGAGUCGCUCGACGUCGGUUCGAGGUCGCUCUCACAUUUCGACGGAAAGCUGUCAACGCUAGUCGUGCUCAGUGUAGGCGGCGGGUGACUGGCUGCUGUUAGUCAUCUCCGAGUCAUCGGUCUGUGCCUGGAGAUGGGUUCCGUCUCCGUAGUGCACUCUGGCUGGCUGCAGAAGAUGCCUCAUGCCACUCAUACGUUCUCCAAAUGCCGCCGGAGAUGGUUUGUUCUGCGAACGAAAGAAGACAAGUAUUUGCUAGAGUAUUUCAACGAACCAUCGUCGACGAAAGCCAAAGGAAGCAUUGAUCUCUCGCAGUGUAAGGGAAUCACACCGGAAGGAGAAACCCGGUCGAAGCAUUUCAGUUUCAUUUUGAAGACGAGUGAGAGACAAUACAAUCUCAGUACAGAUUCAUUCGAAGACUACAAGAUCUGGAUCGGUCGGAUAUGCGACGCUGGAGGUGUGCCCAAUCCUCUCCCUCAAGCGAAACGAACUCCGGCGCCUCUGAAGAUACCACCACAAGAGAGCGGCGGGUCUCUAAGCAGCGGACCCCGGACAGCGGACAGCAAAGAGACCUCUCCCUACAUCCCGAUUUCGGAAUGUCGGACUGGGACCAAAUGGAAUCCGGAUCGGACCUCACCGGAUCCGAAUAUGGAUGACAUGCGACGGAUGGAGAUGAACAAUAACCUCGCCGCGCGCCCUCCCGCACCGACCCGAGAAGUUCAUCAGCAGUUUAACUACGACGUACCGCGAGCCGAUGUUGGAGCUUACUCGGUUCCGAAGCCUUUGGAGUCGAGCACCUACAGUAUCCCGCGUUCGAUUUCGGUUGAUCAAACGUAUUCAACGCCAAAAGCACCAAUACCCGUAGAUAUUCUUGCGAAAUCACCUCCAGCGCCCUCGGGUGGCGUUGUGCCUGAAAUCCGAACGGAUCAUUAUCUGAUUCCGACCAACAACGGACUCGUGAGUCAACGACUAGAGACGUUAGGUGCGGAUGCUUUAGCGUACGAUCAAGUUCCGGCACCGGUCGGAGUCUUGGAUGCACCUCCUCGCCCACCGAAACCUCCCGGCUUGCGAUCCGACAGUAUCAUCGACGACGGCGCGUACGAUAUACCGGUGAGCCAGGACGGAAGCGCCGGCAGAAUCUACGGCAAUGCCAGAGAGGGAGCCUUCAUCGGAGACCCGGUAGAUCUGAUCAAUACGGUUCCUCCAGCCGUAAAUCGAACCUUGAAGCCGAGAAAACAAGCCUCAGAACCCAUCACCCCACCUCAUAGCACUGCGACGAAUCCGGUGCCGCGUCGCGCGAAUACCACAGGCACCACGCCGCCACCAGUGCCUACGCGGAAUAACGCGGCUCAACAUUUCUUCCCUCACGAUUUCCGGAAACCGUCAGGGGCGUCUGGAGAAUCCAGUUUACCGGAUGAAGACGGACCCGCGCUCCAAUAUCUGGACUUGGGAAACGGGGAGCCAUCCACGCCUUCCCCCAGAACACCUCAUUCGCAAUCUCAGCAAGUACCACCGAGCGCUGCCCAGCUCUCGCUGGCAUCAACCGAAUACAAAGAGGUUGAUUUUGUCAAGACGAAAGCGUUGAACGAGAUGAGACAAAGUCACAAGAAAAAUUACAGAGCUCAGCUCGAAGAGAGUCAUUAGAUAACCUGGCGUCUGACACAACAAUGUGGAGCAGAGCCAGGGAAAUUCAGCGGAGCUACAAAGUCACCGGGAAUCACCACACCAGUCAAGCCUAGAUCUGACCCAAACGAUUACGACGAUUGACACAAUGUUCGUUUUUAUAAUUGAUGAUGAUUCUGAGAAUCCAGAUUUUAAUAUCGCGGAGCGCCGGUGGCUAUCAAAAGCUUGAGAAAGCCUCGUUCGACUACCGCCUCGAAGAAUUGGGUGGGCUGAAAGAUCUGACAGAAGAAAUACAAUGCUCUGGAGAGAACCGAGCAUUUAGAGAGAGAGGGGGGGCUUGGAAACGAGUCGAGUGCAACUUGUGCCUUGAGGUCCCACGGAGUCGACCGGGACUAGAGCGAUCAUUCAUUGUGCAAAUCGCGAUGUCGACCUCAGUAUUCAGAUCAGUAUGAUGGAUAAUCACCGAUGGAUGAUAUCAGCAUCGUACUAUCAAAGAGCGCAAAUGACGAUGACACCCGCCAAUAAUUAUGGUGGAUAUAUGUCGCGUGGCAAAAGAAAUCGAACCUAGAUCGACAUCAAUCCCGCGGUAGAACGUAACUUCCCCGCAGGCCCUCUCUUUGUGCGAAUAUACCCGGGAAUGAUUUUGGAUGUAGGGUUCGAUUCGGAUCGAUCGAUGGACUGAUCGUUCGGAGGCCUCGCGAACUUUGGGAACCACCGACAUUUUUAAGAAACUCUCCCGCGGAAGCGUCUCGCUGACGAUGCCUCAGCCAAACAGGAAGCGGCCUCCCUGUUGUGAGAUCGAAAAAUAUCAAGGCGGACACGAGCCAUGUGUAUACUUAGCGCCAACGCAGGCGCAUUGUUUGUUGCCAAACUGUUCGAGGCUACCGAACCAAGCAUGUGUGUUUUCAUGUACUUCAAUCUAUGUUUUCCACCUUGACCACCGAGCUCUCUUGAACGUGCCGCGGCGGGGAGAGCUUUCUGAACAUUCUUAAAACCGCAGUUCGUCAGUGUAUAUUCAUGUAAGAAAGUCUCGAAAAUGAAAUAAUAUUGU
Messenger RNA from Galendromus occidentalis (western predatory mite), 2821 nucleotides. RefSeq lists its product as uncharacterized. Gene Ontology annotation, molecular function: signaling adaptor activity. NCBI's taxonomy places the organism in Eukaryota, Metazoa, Arthropoda, Arachnida, Mesostigmata, Phytoseiidae. Bases 283 to 1791 code for a protein of 502 amino acids. The record is from RefSeq and is a predicted model, not a curated record. The transcript has 6 exons. Gene Ontology annotation, cellular component: cytoplasm. Gene Ontology annotation, biological process: signal transduction.